AUGUCUGCCGACCCCAUUGAUCCAAAAUCCUCCUCCUCUUCUCCUUCUCUGGUUCCUCCUCAUCUUGCUCUUACAGUUCCGAAUAUCACUAGCUUCAUCAAAGUCACACUUGACAUUAAAAAGGGCCAAUAUAUAACAUGGUCAGAAUUGUUUAAGAUCCAUGCUAGAGCUUAUAAAGCUCUUGAUCAUAUCAUUCCUCCCUCACCAAACAAAGUGAAGCCCGGUUCUUCUCUGCGAGACACAGACCCUAAUCUUUGGUCACGUGUUGAUGCCGUUGUUCUACAAUGGAUAUACGUUACAAUCUCUGAAGAUCUACUCAACACCAUUCUUGAACGUGAUUCCACUGCUGAAUUAGCUUGGACCCGACUGAAGGAUAUCUUCUCCGACAAUAAGAACUCUCGAGCACUUUACCUGGACCAAGAGUUUACAAAGGUUUAA
Messenger RNA from Humulus lupulus (European hop), 438 nucleotides. RefSeq lists its product as uncharacterized. The coding region runs from base 1 to 438 and encodes 145 amino acids. The record is from RefSeq and is a predicted model, not a curated record. The transcript has a single exon. Lineage: Eukaryota; Viridiplantae; Streptophyta; Magnoliopsida; Rosales; Cannabaceae.